Dendrobium catenatum is the source of this 1123-nucleotide messenger RNA. RefSeq lists its product as uncharacterized. Lineage: Eukaryota; Viridiplantae; Streptophyta; Magnoliopsida; Asparagales; Orchidaceae. Bases 1 to 879 code for a protein of 292 amino acids. The record is from RefSeq and is a predicted model, not a curated record. Gene Ontology annotation, molecular function: protein binding. The transcript is spliced from 7 exons.
AUGGAUCUUUUCUGUGAUAAUAUGUCGGCUAUAGCGCUCGCUCACAAUCCGAUUUACCAUGCCAGAACGAAGCACAUCGAAAUAGAUCAUAGAUUCGUUCGGGAUCACAUUCAAAAUAAAGCCAUUCGUCUGCUACCGAUCGGGACAAAUUUCCAGAUUGCGGACAUUCUCACGAAGCCCUUAUCCACUCCCAGGUUUCAAGAGUUAAGAUCCAAACCGACCAUUCAAGAUGAACGCUCGUUAAUCAAUACCUUAGGGCGUCGAGGUUUUUCCUUUCAUCUUCACUUUUUCGUUACUGUUCCCCUCCGUUGCUUUUCUAGGUCUAGGAUUACACGCGUCGCUUCUUCGGCUCAUUCGUGGCUGUUCGACUUCGCUCCUUCGACGACUUUCCCUUGCUGUCGGAUCGGAAGUUACGACAUUUUGAUCGGAAGCAAGAACGGGAGCUCGCUGGCUGUGAAGGUUAUGGUUGUGCCACUCCCACACCGGCCUCUUUUCCUUGGAUUUUACAUGUCAGUCUCCUUCAAGCAAAUGGCUGCAUCCAGAGGCUAUGAAGACAUUGUGAGAUUUCUUAUUCAAUGGAGAGCUGAUGUAAAUUGCAUUGAUAAAUUUGGAAAUUCGCCAUUGUUCGAAGCUGUUAGGGCCGGACAUGAUAAAGUUGCAAAGCUGCUUGUGCAGAAUGGCGCAAUUCUGAACCUAGAAGAUGCCGCUGCAGAAGGGCUGCACCUUCUGGCGAGUGUCUUGCUUGAAUUUGGAGCUAAUGUGCUCUCCCAAGAUAGAUGGGGAAACACCCCCCUUGAGGAAGGCCAGAGAUGCGGAAGCAAACCUCUAAUCAAGAUCUUAAAGCAUGCUAGUCAAAGAAGUAUAUUAAUGUCUCUUUAGAAUACAAAUAAGUUCCACAAAAUAAGCAACUUUUUUCCUGUAAUUUUUUUGAACUUUUACUGCAAGCCAAAGUUUUAUUUUUUUAUCAAUUCAAAAAUGGGUAUCACCUACUUUGAUGUGUAAUCACUAUUCAAAAGUAACGUUUUACAACGCAAUGCUUUGUUCUGAGGCUUCAUUUGGUUUUUGUAACACUUAUCUAGUUGAAUAAGCUAUUAGAAAGCAGGAACAGGGUUUUUUUUUGCUC